AUGAAGCGCCUCGAGCCGUUCGUCUGCCUAAGGUGUUUGGUCACCAGGCGGCGCGUCAUUGGGGCGCACAAGACCAGUCCGAGUCUUCAGAGCAGGCCAUACUCGACCCGAAUACGGCUAGCUGAAGCGAGACCGAGCAAAGAACGAAACCACAACGAUGAACUACCACCUGAGGGAGAAGGAGAAGCAGAAGGAGAUGGUCAAGGUCAGCCGGAUACCACAGAUACAGAUACACGAAGCCUACUAGACCGAUUCCGACGACCACCCAAAAAGCCGCUCUCAGUAACAGACCUCGUUUCGCCCGCCUGGUGCGAACUGCAAUACUACUACGUUUUAACAAAACAUGGUCGCAAAAGAAGGACUCCCGCCAUGAAGCAAGGCACGGCCGUCCACCAAGCGCUGGAGGACGAAGUCCACGCCACAGUCGAGGUGACAGUGACCAAAAAGGAAGAUAGCUGGGGUCUGCGAAUAUGGAAUGUCAUACAGGGUCUAAGAACGCUGCGUGCCACGGGCAGAACUAGAGAGCUGGAGGUCUGGGGAUUUAUUGGUGGCGAGCUGGUCAAUGGGGUGAUUGACGAGUUGAGCUACGAAUGUCCCGACCCGAAACUGGAAAAGCAGAGUUUAAAGCAUUUGCUGUCGAGUUCGAAGCAGGACUCUGAGAGGUUUCUGCUGCCGGAAUAUCAGGCCAGUAUAAGGGAUUACCUUGUGACCAGCACCAGCACCAGCACCACCGACAUGAGGGCACAAGGGCAGACGUUGACUGAAGCACUUACAAACAACAAUGACAAAAACUCGAACUCUCAAUCCCAUACUAGUGACUCUGACUCUUCCACAACGACACGAAGAGAGGAUAAGGAUGGGCAAAAGAGAAUCUAUAUCACCGAUGUCAAAACUCGAGGGACGUCAACUCUUCCCACAGGAUCCAGCAUCCGCCCGACGAUCGUGCAGCUGCACUUGUAUCACCACAUACUUGAGAAUCUGGCCCUGGGCCAUUUUUCUCUUGACCACCUCGCAUCGCGGUACGAUUUGGAUGUGCGAGAGACUUUUUCUGAUUCCUUUAUUGCCCAGAUUGGCAAUCUCAACCAAGAAGAAGGGUUUGAAAACAUACCUCAUUCCGAUGACAUGGAUUGGACCUCGACUCAGGAUUCCAUGGACAUAUUACUACAACACAACAACCUCGCCAGUCUUUGGGAGUUUAUGCUGUCCCAAUUGAAACAAACGUUUCUGGUUUCUUCUCCCGACACUGCUUCUUCAACCCCUCAAUCGCUCUCCCAACUCUCAACUCCAGCCUCGUUUCCAACUCGUCUCUCACCACUAUUGACGGCGCGGUACGUCGAUUCCAAGACCGGAUCGAAGCUACUCGGCAGCAAAUCAAUCAUAUUCAACCCGUCGUUCCUGAAAUCGUAUCUCUAUGAUGUCCUGGCGUUCUGGAAGGGCGAACGCUCUCCAAAGGGUGUCGAGGUCCAUGAUGCUUGGAAAUGUCGGGUUUGUGAGUUCCGAGAUGGCUGUGAGUGGAUCCAUGAGAGGAAUGAGUUGAGGAUCAGGGAGGUUGAGGAAAGGAGGAAGAUGAGGGAAGCUGCUGGUGUCGAACAGACACACGGUGACGCCGACGCUGCUGCUGGGCAACAAGCUGCCGAUGGAGGAGGAUCAUCGAGAAGAAGUCGGGUCUAG
Exophiala dermatitidis NIH/UT8656 is the source of this 1671-nucleotide messenger RNA. RefSeq lists its product as uncharacterized. Lineage: Eukaryota; Fungi; Ascomycota; Eurotiomycetes; Chaetothyriales; Herpotrichiellaceae. Gene Ontology annotation, molecular function: single-stranded DNA 5'-3' DNA exonuclease activity. The transcript has 2 exons. Bases 1 to 1671 code for a protein of 556 amino acids. Gene Ontology annotation, biological process: interstrand cross-link repair. Gene Ontology annotation, cellular component: mitochondrion; nucleus. The record is from RefSeq and is a predicted model, not a curated record.